Messenger RNA from Diplodia corticola, 531 nucleotides. RefSeq lists its product as uncharacterized. The record is from RefSeq and is a predicted model, not a curated record. Lineage: Eukaryota; Fungi; Ascomycota; Dothideomycetes; Botryosphaeriales; Botryosphaeriaceae. The coding region runs from base 1 to 531 and encodes 176 amino acids. The transcript has a single exon.
AUGUCCGCUCACCAUCUAGCCACGUUUGACAACCUCUCACUGCACGAAGUCGGACGUCAAGCAAGUCGCUCCCCUCACCCCGACGCAGCAUCGACACAAAAGCGCAAACGCCGCGCUUCAUCAUCAUCCUCUUUCUCCUCCUCCUCCGGCGCUCCCGCAAGCAAGCGGCCUACGCUCUCCCAACAGACCAGCACAACCCCAAGUAAUACCCCCUCACAACAACCUCUCGCACCCCCCAGCACUGUGGGACAGAAACGCAAGCGCGACGCCGCAGCUGAAAACUCCGACGAUAACACACCCGCCAACAAGAGGCCCGCCCCCCUGCUCCCAUACAUGCAGGCCGCAUUGGACGCCGACCUCCAGACCGAACACCCUUCACCUCAACCCAUGCCAGGAAGCAAUCAGAGCUACAGCGGCUACAGGCCCCCAGCUGGUGGGAUGUAUGAGGGGUUUUUGGCGCAUUUGACGAACUUGGCUCGGGCGAGGCAGGUGGGUGGCGGUGGGGAUGAGAAUGGCUUUAGGCAUACCUAA